ACCAGUUUUUUUUUUGUUUUCGCAUCUCGUUCUGAAUUUGACAGAAUUAAUUCUGUUUAAUUGACAGAACGGUUCUUAUUUAACUCAACAGCUUCUUGGGGUGGGGAAGUUGAAACUUGUCACUUUUGUGUGUGUGUGUGUUAAUUUGAAAUUAGAGUCCCUGUGGAUCUUAUUAAAAUCGAUUCUGGACACGAAAAUUUCACGUAGAAUUUGUGUUUUCUCUUUAAGCGGUUUGGUAAGGAGGAAUAGUUCCGAGCUAAAAGUGCCUCGGAUUGUCAUUGUGUUUACUCAUCGACCCAACUCAUUCUUCCGCUUGAAGAGACGUAGGAGGAAAUUUACCCUCAUCAAGCUUCGCUUUUUCAAAUUUCCGAUCGGAUUCCCUUUGAAACUCUUUAUCACCCCGGUUGAUUGUUGCAGGUGCUGCAGAUAGGAAGUGGCUGGUGACAUGGACCUUGAAAGUAGCUUGUACACUCCACUCCUUCGGACUAUUGAAGAGCCUCCAAAUUCCCCAGUGGCAUCAGUGUCCAUGAAAAUUAUGACAUCACUCUUGGCAAUUGCCUCCAUCACUAUUGGCACUGUCUAUUUGGAUUCUUGCACCAAGCAAUACUUGAUCCCAAUUUAUCUGAUUGUUUCUGGAAGCUUUACACUCUUCUUUGUGAUGAUAUCACUGGUUUCAUGCACCCCAAAUGAUGAAAGCAACAAUCCGGUUUUCAAUAAAAUUGGCCAAGCUUGGAAAAGUGUGAUAUCGCUGUUCUCCUUCAUCUGGUUUAUAAUGGGAAACAUUUGGAUCUACAGCAUCUACGAGCCAGAUUAUAUUGACAAAGCUUCUCCUAAUUACUGUGAUAAAACCUUGUACCUUUUUGCCUUCUGGGCCACCACAGUCACUUACAUUCUUCUUGGAAUUGUAUUGUUUCUAGGAUUUUGUGGCUUGCUCUGUGCAUGUGCUUUGGGUGGGACCUUUUGGAUUGGACAAAGAGGCUGAACACUGAAGAAAUCCCUUGUCCCAGCUUUGGGAAAUUGAUACAACUUGAUGCCACAUGUGUUGGCUUCUGUGGAUGGAGUUAUUUGGUUUGCUCUAAUUAGCAGUGCUUGUUUUGGACACUUUUUUAAAAAAAGACAAAGCACUUAAUUUUUUUCUUCAUACCACCUUCUACACCUUUAUCCUACACAAUGGUAGUGAACUGCACUAAUUGUAUGUAAUUUUGAAACAAUCAUUUUUUAAACUUGGGUAUGUCUGUACAAUAUUUCAAAUAUAGAGCAGUGUCUUAACAUGA
Carcharodon carcharias (great white shark) is the source of this 1274-nucleotide messenger RNA. RefSeq names its product transmembrane protein 272-like. The coding region runs from base 446 to 982 and encodes 178 amino acids. The transcript has 5 exons. The record is from RefSeq and is a predicted model, not a curated record. Lineage: Eukaryota; Metazoa; Chordata; Chondrichthyes; Lamniformes; Lamnidae.